AUGUCGUCUCCCUCGAGCUCGCCAGCGGCUCCUCGAAAACCUGCAUCGCCGGAGCAGUCGCGCAGUAAGAAUGAUGGAUUAGGCGACAGCGGAAAGGCACCGGGUGCCUCCAAACAGCCAGAACCGCCCCGCGCCGAGCCCAGCAAGGACUCUGUAGACGAGACUCCCGCAGCAGCCACCGCAGACUCAGAACCCGCGCCUCCGCUCCCAGCUGAAGAUGUUCCGGGCCAACCUCCCCUGCCGAACGAAGCCGUCCCAGAUGGACCUCCAUUACCUAGUGAACCUGUGCCUCAGGCGGAAGACGAUGGAUGGGAUUUUCAAUGGGACGCGAACACGUCGGCCUGGUUCUUCUAUAAUCGCUUCACGGGAAAGACUCAGUGGGAUAACCCACGCGUUCCGGACCAGAAUGCGACGCAGGCUGCCAGCGAGCCUCGGCCUCCCACCUCAGAGGCACCCGUAGCAGGUGGCUAUAACCCGGCGAUCCAUGGUGACUACGACCCGAAUGCGUGGUACGCAAAGGGAUACCAGGCAGAGGACGAGGAUGAGAGCCUCGGUGCCGCUGUCCCCAAUUUGGCAGAUCCUUAUGGCUCAACUGGCAACUUCAACCGCUUCACUGGACAAUUCCAAUCUGACGAGGCGGGCCCCAACAGGCAUUCUGAUGAGGCCAAGUCCAGACGGCAGAUGAAUGCCUUCUUCGAUGUCGAUGCUGCGGCAAACGCCCAUGAUGGACGCAGUUUGAAGGCUGAGCGAUCCAACAAAAAACCUUCAAAGUCGGAGCUCAAGGCGUUCAAGGAGAAAAGAAAGGCCAGGAAAGAAGAGAAGCGCAGAGCCUGGCUGCGGGAUUAG
This is a messenger RNA of Clonostachys byssicola, 846 nucleotides long. The record is from the annotation of a GenBank genome assembly. NCBI's taxonomy places the organism in Eukaryota, Fungi, Ascomycota, Sordariomycetes, Hypocreales, Bionectriaceae.